This is a messenger RNA of Cyprinodon tularosa, 1775 nucleotides long. RefSeq names its product GDP dissociation inhibitor 2 (gene gdi2). Gene Ontology annotation, biological process: vesicle-mediated transport; protein transport; small GTPase-mediated signal transduction. The coding region runs from base 117 to 1460 and encodes 447 amino acids. Gene Ontology annotation, molecular function: Rab GDP-dissociation inhibitor activity. The transcript has 10 exons. Lineage: Eukaryota; Metazoa; Chordata; Actinopteri; Cyprinodontiformes; Cyprinodontidae. The record is from RefSeq and is a predicted model, not a curated record. Gene Ontology annotation, cellular component: cytoplasm.
AGCCCCGCCCCCUGCGUCACGCGCUUGACGUUGAGCCUCUUUUCCUUUUCAGUCUCGCGGAUCUCCAUUUUCUUCUUUGGCGACAGCUUGAAGCAGAAAGACUGAAAGCUUUGAAAAUGAAUGAAGAAUACGACGUCAUCGUCCUGGGCACCGGGCUCACGGAAUGCAUUUUAUCAGGCAUCAUGUCAGUAAAGGGGAAGAAGGUUCUUCACAUGGACCGUAACUCGUACUAUGGAGCUGAGAGCGCCUCCAUCACACCGCUGGAAGAUCUCUACAAGCGCUUCAACCUCCCUGGCACCCCCCCUGAUUCCAUGGGAAAAGGACGAGACUGGAAUGUGGACCUGGUCCCAAAGUUCCUCAUGGCCAACGGUCAGCUGGUCCGCAUGCUGCUGAUCACACAGGUGACUCGCUACCUGGAUUUCAAGGUGAUUGAAGGCAGUUACGUCUACAAGGGAGGGAAAAUCUAUAAAGUUCCCUCCACUGAGACUGAGGCUCUGGCUUCCAGCCUGAUGGGUUUGUUUGAGAAGCGACGCUUCCGGAAGUUCUUGGUCUUUGUCGCCAACUUUGACGAAAACGACCCGAAAACCAUGGAAGGCGUUGAUCCCAAGAAAACCCCGAUGAGGGCCAUUUUCCAGAAGUUCAGCCUGGGACAGGAAGUGAUUGACUUCACCGGUCACUCCCUGGCGCUCUACCGCACUGAUGAGUAUCUGGAUCAGCCGUGCAUCGAAACCAUCAACAGAAUAAAGCUUUACAGCGAGUCUCUGGCCAGAUACGGCAAGAGUCCGUACCUCUACCCUCUGUACGGGCUGGGAGAGCUGCCGCAGGGCUUCGCCAGGUUGAGCGCCAUCUUUGGCGGGACGUACAUGUUGAACAAGCCCAUCGAGGAAAUAGUGACGGAGAACGGGAAGGUGGUGGGAGUGAAGUCUGAGGGAGAGAUUGCAAGAUGCAAGCAGCUGAUCUGUGACCCCAGCUAUGUGAUGGACCGUGUGAAAAAGGUUGGUCAGGUGAUCAGAGUCAUCUGCAUCCUGAGUCACCCCAUCGCCAACACUGGAGACAUCAACUCCUGCCAAAUCAUCAUCCCACAGAAUCAGGUCAACAGGAAACACGACAUCUACGUUUGUAUGAUCUCUUUUGCUCACAAUGUGGCUGCGGGGGGUAAAUACAUCGCAAUCGCGAGCACCACCGUGGAGACCAGCUUCCCUGAAAAUGAAAUCAAGCCGGCCCUGGAUCUUCUGGAGCCCAUCGAGCAGAAGUUCGUCAGCAUCAGUGACCUGUAUGAGCCCACCGACCUGGGCACUGAGAGCCAGAUCUUCAUCUCCCGCUCAUAUGAUGCCACAACUCACUUUGAGACCACCUGCGACGACAUCAAGGACAUCUACAAGCGAAUGACUGGUUCAGACUUUGACUUUGCUGAAAUGGAGCGCAGGAAGCAGGACAUCUUCGGCGACGCUGCCGAGUAGACGCCACACAUCCACAGUCCUCCACAUUAUGAAAGACGGCUCUGAUUGGAUUCUUUAAAAUGACAAAAAACCCAAAUAGAUAAACUACAGAAACCAGUAGCCCUGGGUGGGUUAGGGUCAGCCCAGUUUAUGAUCCUUAGAAAGAUGAAAGGUUCAGAAAGGGAGCUUCGCUUUUUCACUUCUCAUUCAGGUGGAUGUUGCACUAAAUACAGUUUAUGUCUAAUAGUACUUUUCUCUUCUGAGUCAUCAUGUUUAGAUAAAGCAUUAUCCAAAGACCCCAAAUACUCAAAUAAAAAUCAUCAGUAUCUUUAAAAA